AUGGCGGAUCCCGCCGAGUGCAGCAUCAAAGUGAUGUGCCGGUUCCGGCCCCUCAACGAGGCGGAGAUCCUCCGCGGGGACAAAUUCAUCCCCAAAUUCAAGGGCGAGGAGACGGUGGUCAUCGGGCAAGGGAAGCCGUAUGUCUUUGAUAGAGUGUUACCUCCUAAUACAACCCAGGAACAAGUUUAUAAUGCCUGUGCCAAGCAGAUUGUUAAAGAUGUUCUUGAAGGCUACAAUGGCACAAUCUUUGCUUAUGGACAGACAUCGUCAGGAAAAACGCAUACUAUGGAGGGGAAGCUGCACGACCCUCAGCUCAUGGGAAUCAUUCCGAGAAUUGCACAUGACAUCUUUGAUCACAUCUAUUCCAUGGAUGAAAACCUGGAGUUUCAUAUAAAGGUUUCCUACUUUGAGAUAUAUUUGGACAAAAUAAGGGACCUACUUGAUGUGUCAAAGACAAACCUCGCUGUACAUGAAGAUAAAAACAGAGUCCCAUAUGUUAAGGGUUGUACAGAAAGAUUUGUAUCUAGUCCUGAGGAAGUUUUGGAUGUCAUUGAUGAAGGGAAAGCUAACCGUCAUGUAGCCGUUACAAAUAUGAACGAACACAGCUCUAGGAGCCACAGUAUCUUCCUCAUCAAUAUUAAACAAGAGAAUGUGGAAACUGAGAAGAAACUCAGUGGAAAGCUUUACCUGGUAGACUUGGCUGGAAGCGAGAAGGUCAGCAAAACUGGAGCGGAGGGCGCUGUUCUCGAUGAAGCUAAAAAUAUCAAUAAGUCUUUGUCUGCUUUAGGCAAUGUGAUAUCUGCCUUGGCAGAAGGAACUAAAACCCAUGUUCCGUACCGAGACAGCAAAAUGACCCGAAUACUUCAGGAUUCCCUUGGUGGGAACUGCAGAACCACCAUCGUUAUAUGCUGUUCUCCUUCUGUGUUCAACGAAGCGGAAACAAAGUCGACCCUGAUGUUUGGACAACGAGCUAAGACGAUUAAGAACACGGUCUCUGUGAAUCUGGAGCUGACCGCGGAGGAGUGGAAGAAAAAGUACGAGAAGGAGAAAGACAAAAACAAGAGUCUAAAGAAUGUUAUCCAGCACCUAGAGCUGGAACUGAACAGGUGGAGAAAUGGAGAAGCUGUGCCUGAAGAUGAACAGAUCAGCGCAAAGGAUCAGAAGAACCUGGAGCCUUGUGAUAAUACCCCGAUUAUUGACAACAUCACACCGGUUGUUGCCAGCAUCUCGACAGAGGAGAAGCAGAAAUACGAUGAGGAGAUUGCCAGUCUCUACAGACAGCUGGAUGAUAAGGAUGAUGAAAUCAACCAGCAGAGCCAGUUGGCUGAAAAACUAAAGCAACAAAUGUUGGAUCAAGAGGAGCUUUUGGCCUCCACUAGGAGAGAUUAUGAGAAGAUUCAAGAGGAGCUGACCCGUCUUCAGAUUGAGAACGAAGGCAAAGAUGAAGUGAAAGAGGUCCUUCAAGCCCUGGAAGAAUUAGCUGUCAAUUAUGACCAGAAAUCCCAAGAAGUGGAAGACAAAACAAGGGCCAACGAGCAGCUGGCUGAUGAGCUGGCACAGAAGAGUAGUGCCCUGACAGCGACCCAGAGGGAGCUGGGCCAGUUGCAGGAGCUCAGUAACCAUCAGAAGAAGAGAGCUACAGAAAUCUUGAACUUGCUGCUUAAGGACCUGGGAGAGAUUGGAGGAAUCAUUGGUACUAACGAUGUUAAAACAUUAGCAGAUGUGAAUGGGGUGAUUGAGGAGGAGUUCACCAUGGCACGGCUUUACAUCAGCAAGAUGAAGUCUGAGGUGAAGUCUCUGGUGAACCGUAGCAAGCAGUUGGAGAGCGCCCAGAUAGACUCCAACAGGAAGAUGAACGCCAGCGAGAGGGAGCUUGCAGCUUGCCAGCUCCUCAUUUCACAACAUGAAGCAAAGAUCAAGUCCCUUACAGACUACAUGCAAAAUAUGGAGCAGAAGAGAAGGCAGCUGGAAGAGUCACAGGACUCUCUCAAUGAGGAACUUGCCAAGUUACGUGCUCAAGAAAAAAUGCACGAAGUCAGUUUCAAGGAUAAGGAGAAGGAGCAUCUGACCCGGCUUCAGGACGCAGAGGAGAUGAAGAAGGCCCUGGAGCAGCAGAUGGAGAGUCACAGGGAAGCCCACCAGAAGCAGCUGUCCAGGCUGAGGGAUGAAAUUGAAGAGAAGCAGAAAAUAAUCGAUGAAAUCAGAGAUAUGAAUCAGAAGCUGCAACUGGAACAAGAGAAACUGAGCGCUGAUUAUGAUAAAUUAAAAAUUGAGGACCAGGAAAGAGAAAUGAAACUGGAAAAGCUCAUACUGCUUAAUGAUAAAAGGGAACAAGCAAGAGAAGAUCUUAAGGGGCUGGAGGAAACAGUGGCAAGAGAACUUCAGACUCUUCACAACCUACGCAAACUGUUUGUCCAAGAUCUUACCACCCGCGUUAAAAAAAGCGUUGAACUUGACAGUGACGACGGAGGUGGAAGUGCUGCGCAGAAGCAGAAAAUUUCCUUUCUUGAGAACAACCUGGAACAGCUUACAAAGGUUCACAAACAGUUGGUACGUGAUAAUGCAGAUCUUCGUUGUGAGCUUCCUAAGCUGGAAAAACGACUUAGAGCUACGGCAGAGAGAGUUAAGGCCCUGGAGAGCGCACUGAAGGAGGCCAAGGAGAACGCCAUGCGAGACCGCAAACGGUACCAGCAGGAGGUAGAUCGCAUUAAGGAGGCUGUGAGAGCCAAAAACAUGGCACGGAGAGCACACUCUGCUCAGAUUGCCAAGCCCAUCCGCCCUGGUCAUUACCCAGCGUCUUCUCCAACGGCUGUCCAUGCCAUCCGAGGGGGAGGGAUGUCAAACUCCAGCUACUAUCACAACACCAAAUAGACGAGAAGUCAAUUCCACUUAGCAUGUUAAGGACUGUCAUUAAGUCACUAGUUUCUUUUUUUCCCCUCUUCAACCCGAUCCACAUCCUAUUCAUCCUGCGCUUCCUACAGCCAUCUGCGAUGCACUGGUCCCAGGUAUUUUGAGCUUCGUAGGAUCUCCACGUGUACAGAAGCGUUCAGCUCAACUCUUCUACAGAUACUUGUACAAUGUAUUUAACAUAACCAUCUAAGUAACGAUAGGAAGUCUGCCACUCAGAAUCUCUCACUGACUGCGUUUGACCCCUUGGCGCUGGUUAGGUUGGGGCUUUUACACUCAGAUUGAUGCUUUUUCGAAGUCCUCUGUUGCAUCAGUAAAUCCCGACUUCUGGCAUCAAAGAAUUAAUUAUUCAAUGACCAAGUGCCAUCAAAGGCAGGUGAUUGUGCUCUGUCAUGACUGAUUUACUGUAUAAUAUACAUAUUAUUUUAUAUUUUUAGGGGAUGAAAAUGUGCUGCUAUAUGGUUUAAUUUUACUGCUUACAUUUUCAGAAGUAAAUUUCCCCAAAGAACCAUUUGUAAUAUCCUGAUAAAAUCUUUGGACUGUAUAAAAUAACCUUUAUUGCAGUACCUGGUAAAGAUCAAACGGGAUGCAGAGAAAUCUGUUAGUAUAGAUCUAGGUUUUGAAGUUUGGUAGUUACAUAUCUGUGUGACCUAUCUUAAAAUUAAGAUCUGAUCUGCUUGUAGUUCUCCCUACGGUGGUGGGUUUUCCUGGAGUGUGAUGGCUAGCCAUGUGUUUGUAAGCGUUGUUCUCUAUGAAAUUUUGAAGGCUUUCAGAAUGCUGUGGAAAUCUUGUCUUGGAAAAGCCAACAAGCAUCCCCCCCCCUCCCUUUCCCACAUGCCUUCGGCAAGCCCUGAUCUGUUCACACCGGAAUUCAGAUACCGGAGUGAACAGUCCCCUACCAGAACAGAUGCGACCUUAAAGAAAGAAAGAAACAAACAAAUCCCCCAAACCCCAGCCCCUACCUUAAAAAAAUUAUAUAGAGAGAGUCCAAAAGGAGGUGAGAGUUGCACACUCGAGCUGUCCUUUGCAGACCACAUUUGGGAAUACGUGUGUUAGGAGGUGAAGAGCAUAUUGCAAGGGGAAGAGAAUGUCUUUAUAAGUUACAAUAUGCAAGUCGUCCCACGGAUGGUACACUUGUGCGCACGGAGGCAAGGAUGAGACCGCUUGCCUUUCUGGGAUCUCUCUCUCGUGCCAGACAGCAAGUUUCCAUCUUCCCAGCAAGGGGGCACUGGAAUCGUUCUGGGAAGGUUCUGCUGGCAGGCAGAAGCUACUGCUCCUCCUCCCUGCCUACCGCUUCCGUGCCACACACACAUAUCCUCCAGAUAUAUUCAGACGUGCAUAGUAUGCAACCUUACGUCUUAACGAAGCGUGGAUUCUAGGAAGGUUACGGCCGAGCAUAGCCCUCUAGUCUUGUUUUGCAGACAUUUGCUCUUAUUUAAUUUGAGAUGGAUUUUUUUUUUUUAAUUUCUGAACAUGUUUGUUAGUAGAUGUAGAACUAUUUAGUUA
Gymnogyps californianus (California condor) is the source of this 4413-nucleotide messenger RNA. It is a transcript of the gene KIF5C, whose product is annotated as kinesin family member 5C. Lineage: Eukaryota; Metazoa; Chordata; Aves; Accipitriformes; Cathartidae. The record is from RefSeq and is a predicted model, not a curated record. Gene Ontology annotation, molecular function: ATP binding; microtubule motor activity; microtubule binding. Gene Ontology annotation, biological process: microtubule-based movement.